This is a messenger RNA of Rana temporaria (common frog), 7676 nucleotides long. RefSeq names its product A-kinase anchoring protein 11 (gene AKAP11). Gene Ontology annotation, molecular function: protein kinase A binding. Gene Ontology annotation, cellular component: cytoplasm. The transcript is spliced from 12 exons. The record is from RefSeq and is a predicted model, not a curated record. Gene Ontology annotation, biological process: intracellular protein localization. Bases 253 to 5676 code for a protein of 1807 amino acids. Lineage: Eukaryota; Metazoa; Chordata; Amphibia; Anura; Ranidae.
GCGCCGGAUGAUGACGUCAGAGCCGUCAGUGGAUGGAGUCACAGCACCUCCGUCAGCUGCGCAGCUGAGCCUGCCCAGGAGCGGGCUGUGAGGGGAUGAAGAUCCUGAAUGAUCGUGUUCUGGGGUCCUGAGCUACCGGGGAUUGCAGUAAGGAGGGAUCCGCUGGGCCGCAGCUGUCCUCUGGGAGGAGCAGUCAGUGGGGGGCCUGAACCUGAUAUGCCCUAGUGGACUUCUUUCCAUAUUGCACCAAAUAUGGACACCUGUACGAGAAGCCAGGUUGGCCAAAUGAAGCCUAAAGUAACAGUGAAAAAAGAAAAUAUCAGCGAGGGGCUGCUGAGUGCUAUGAAAUCUGUACUUCAAAGUAGGAAGGAGCUGUGUUCUAUCACAGACUGUCUGAAGAGUGGCAACAAGGAGGAUUUCAUUGAGAUUACAUUUCUUGGGCUUUCUACUGAGCACGGAAUAAGAAACAUUCAGGGUGUAACGGCACUUUACGUGGAUGUCCCGGAAUUGAUACAAUCUCCCCAUCUGUGUAAUUUAAAUGAGAAUGAAGUUAUUUUCAUGAACAAUGGAAAAGUGAAUGCAAAACCUAGUACAGCGCAAGUAACACAGAAUGCUUUUUCCGGCUCUUUAUGUAUGAUGACCUCUGCACCAUUUUCACUUUUUAAAAGAGACUAUCUGUAUGUCCUGCUGAGCAAGUUUUCAGCUGGAGUAUUGUAUGCAAUAGACCAGGACUGCUUGAGAAUGAAUAAGAAGGAAGAUCAUCAUGAGGACGACGACACAAACCAUUCGGUCUCCUCAAUUGAGGAUGAUUUUGUAACUGCAUUUGAACAUUUAGAUGAAGAGGAUCCUAUUAAUACAACUGACAGACAAGGAAUGCAAUGGGGACCCUCGACAAAUCAACGAGAUGCUGCCUCUCAGACACAGUCUCCUCACUGCCUAGACAUCAGUGGUACAAAAAUCAUAUUUAGUUCUGUGCGUCGUAGAUCAUCUAUCAAGUCUACAGUGCUAAUGAGUUACUUGGAACAUCAGGAUUAUUCAUCAUUGGCUAAAAAUACUGGCAAUGCAUCAUGUGAUACAUGGAAGCAUGCAAAUUGCCAAGACAAAAACAUGUUUUCUCCAUCUCCUACAGAAUCCUAUGAGUCUGAUUGCUCUAGCCCAAGUCCUAUUAUUUUCUUAGAUGAAGAAGGGUAUCAGAAAAGCUUAAGAGCAAAACUUAGCCUUCCAAAGAUUCCAGUUGGAAAAGAUGGUGUUGAGGACUCAGAUUCAGAAUUAAGUGAGUUUUUUGAUAGCUUUGAUCGGUUUGAUGAACUGGAUCCAUAUUUAGAAGACAAUUUGCAGGUUAAUAAGAAGCCUUAUCUAGACAGCCCUCCUAAGAAAAGAAAAAAUGCAAAAGUAAGUGUAAGCACAGUUUGCAUGAACCCACAAAAAUUUAAGUUUGAUCGCCCCACACUGUCAGCUAGUAUAAAAAAACCAACCCCUCGUAAAGCAGAGUCUCCCUUUAGCAGUAUAGUUGAUGUACCAGAAUCUCCACGCCUGACAAAGACAGGUUCUGAGGAUAAUGGAUCCUUAUUUAGUCCCAUUAGAUCAUCUGCUUUUAGCCCACCUGGAAUUGCUAUAGGCUCAGAUGGUCCUCUUCAACCAGGAAGCCAAAGUGAGACUGCAUCUUCUAAGGCAGAUUCUUAUGUUGCUUUUAACAAUUAUGCAAACCGUGUAUGUGCCGACAUGUUUGAUUCUGUGUUAAAAACGAAACCAUCCUCUGAGCUUUUGAAAAAAGAACCUGAGAAAGUUACAAAGUUUAAACGCAAAUCAAAUAAAGAGUCUGAACGAAAAAUUAGGACAAAGCAUAAAUCCAUUAAAGGAGGAAUUCAGAAAUUUGCUGCAGAUCUGGUGGAAAAAAGCUUUGGAAGUGCAUUUAAAGACUUACAAAGAGGGGUUUCUUCUUGUACUAGUGCAUUAUGCCAUCUAGCAUCAAGACUAACAUCAUAUGUGUUUCAAAUGGCUUUCUAUGAAAUUGGUAGGAGACAGGCGUUUUCAAUUAAGAAACGUGCUAUUAAUGGCUUGGCAAAUCUUAUGGUAAGUGAAGUCAUGACAAGUGCUUUGCAAGAACUCCGCUAUAUAAAGAAACAAAUGGUUACCAAUGCAGUUACACGAUUUGCUGCAGACCUUGCAGAAGAACUUGUUUUUGAAGGUAUUAUGGAAGUAUGCCAGUUCUCUCACCCAGCUACUCCAAAUGUUUCUGCUGAUACACAGUAUUUUGAUUAUGAAGAUGUUGUAGUAAGUUCCUAUGCUAAGGAUUUAUCAGAAUCUGUGAUACAGGAGGCCUUUAUUGAACUAUCCCAAGUGAAUGUGACUUUCACCACAGAAGCUGCUAUAAGUGUUUCCAUGGACAACCUGAAAUGUGUAAGUUCCGAAGGAAUAAAUCAGUCAACUCAAUCAUCAUCCUCUUAUCUUGGUCCUUCUAAUUUAGCCUCGCCUGCUCCACAUGAGUCCAAGAGAGACUUCACUGUUCAUUAUGCUUUACUGUUUACAUCUGGUCUUAUGAGUUCUGUUCCUGUGCCUGUAGCAGCAAAAGUGCUAAGCCAGCAUUCAGUUUCCAAUGGCCACAAAGACCUGUCCACCAAUAAUAUGUGCAUUAAUAAUGCAGACAAUUAUAAUUUCUCGAGAAAAGACUUUGAUGAACUGCCAUUUGACAAUAGCCGACAAGAGCAAAGAUAUGUAGACUUUGUAAAGGAGGAAGUGGAUGGAGUAAAACCGUUCUCAGUGACAAUGGUGGAUAUGAUUGUAAAUGAAGCAUAUGAUGUUAUCAAAUCAUCCAGAGCUGUGGAAGAUUAUGCUGCAAUGAUGACCAAAAGAAUUAUUGAGAUCCCUCCCAAACACCUUUUAUUAGGGGGUGGUUCCCCACCUCAUCAAUUUUCAGAUGAGUUGGCUAACUGUGCUUGUAGGCAUCCAAAUGAAAAAAAUGCACAAUCUCUAUCAAAUAGAUGGGGUUCAAGUAAAUCUAACCAAGAUAUAGUGGAACAUGCCUCUCUGAGUCCUUACUUUACUGCAAAACCUUCUACAAGGGACCGCAAGUCUGGGUCUGCCAAUGAACCUGCAACCAUUGCUCUUCUAGGGAAUUCAAAUAAUGGUAACAAUAAAGCCAGUUUGGGAGGUUUAACUGCAAGAAGAAUAGUAGAAAACAAUGAAGCUACAGACCCCCCAGUGUUUGGCCUUCAAAGUUGUCUUCCUCAUAUCAAUAGUUUUUCCUCUGUGAUGUGCAGUUGUGGUGAGGAUUUCUUUAUGGGGAAUAGGAGUUCCUAUAAAAGUUCAAAUGUGACCUUACUGCCUGGCACGCCACCUUCUACACCUCUAAUGUCUUAUGACACAAGUCCUGAGAGAAGCAUGAGAAAACUAAGUAAACAAUUAAAGGGGCAACUGGCAAAAGAGUUCUAUCCUGCCACCCCACCAUCUACACCCCAUCUGUCUGCUUAUGAACAUAACGGUAUGAAAAAGGAUGACUUUAUGCUUAGGCUUAUGAGGUCUCUCUCAGAAGAGGUUGAAAGUUCCAGUAGUGAUGAGAGUUUUGAAGAGUAUGAGGUAUCUACAGAAACUUGUAGAUAUGCUGAAUAUUUGUCAAGUAACAUCAUAUCCAUUGCUACGGACAUGGCUGCUUAUUCGUUAGCUGAAGAGUCUGCCCAGGGACCACCAAUGAAAAACAGGUCACAGUUAAGCUUACUGAGUGAUAAAUGGGGAUACCCGGCCUACAUGAGAAAUAUUACAGAGGAUCUUUUGGGAACUUUAUGUUCAUAUGCUAACUGUGUUGCUGGUGAAGUCAUCAGUGAUGCAAAGGAAGUGCUAAGCAGCAGAAAGAACUCUGCCUGUGACCUGGAGUAUAGCGGUUCACAAAAAUCUGAUAAAGAUUGUAGACCCAAAGAAAGAAGUCAUUAUUUCACAAGCUUUAUAUCUUCUGAUGCAGCAACUCUUCCCCUGCCUCACCAUUAUGGUGGUGCAGGUUUGACUUCAAAAUUUCCAAGCUGUGAAAGUGUAACUGAAGAGUAUGCUGACCACCUCAUACGGGUUCUAAAAAUGGAAGGAGGGAGCAGCGAGUUAAUACUGGAUCAAUAUGCAGGUAGAUUAGCUUAUAGAGCUAUAAAGUCUGGCUUGCAGCAGGCCUCUAAAACCGUUAAGUCAAAGAGCAAUAGGAAAAUAAUGCCUAGAAUGAAACCUGAAUCAAGUAGUAACAAGGACAUAUUCAGACUGUUGGGUAGGACUCGCCAUGCAGGUAAAGACAGUCGUAGACAAAAUAACUUUAACCUCCCUUCUUUCACUGAGAACUCUGCACACAAAGCAGAGUUUAAUAGGCUGGUUCAUUUUGCAGAAUCUCUUGCUAACACCAUAACAUGUGAUGUAAAGAAAAGGUUAAAAAUGUCUGCUACUUCUCUUCCCAAAUCGUUAACUGAUUCCUGUCUCUAUACAAAAUCCAAAAGCGAUUAUGUCAAUGGAGAAAUUGUCAAAACCUCAUUUUCCAAGACACCCUUACUUUUCUCUUGUAAACAGAAGCUCUAUCACAGCACAGGUAGUUUGAAUGAUAAUGGUUAUAGUGAAAGUUUUGUACAAGCUAUUGAGCAAUAUGCCUGCAAGGUUGUAGAUAGCACUUUAGAAUUUAGCUUGGAGCGGGCAAGGUUUCAAGCAAUGGAAAACCGAAGGAAAACUGACAAAGACUUGAAUGCCACAAAACUUGUACAUUCUUACGGAACUGCUUGCAGGUUAUGUAGUGCAAAGGAGCAGCAAGGAAUACCUUUGUCAUCCUGUCACUUCUUACUGGGACACGAUGUAUCCAGAAAAAUUAAACAGUCUGCAAAGCCUAAGCAAAAUACUGGUCAAAAAUCAAGACUUUUUCAUCUGAACAUCCCCAAAAUUCAAAUAGACCUUGAUAAAAGGGCAAUGUUUGCCGAUAAAAUAGUGAGUGCAGCUAUUGAGAAAGCAGAGCGGGAACUCAGCAGCACAAGUUUGGCGGGUGAUAGUGGUAUUGGACAUGAUGGGGUCAGCUUUGCCGAAAGCCUAACCACUGAAAUCUUAAUGUCUGCUAUGAGGAAUAUUGGCCAUGUUGUUAAUAUAAGUUCUGUUGGAAAGGAUGGAUUCCAGUCAGCAGAUUCAAUGACGAGCCAACAAACCAGUGUUAGCGUUGGUGAUGACAGCACAGGAAGCUGGUCCAAUCUGAGCUUUGAGGAUGAACACCAAGAUGAAAGCAGCAGUUUCCUUCACCUCAGUGACAGUAAUGGUAACAGCAGUAGCUGGAGCAGUCUGGGAUUGGAAGGAGACCUUUGCGAAGAAAAUUUAUCCUUCCCACCAUCAGACAGUGAUGGGGCAGAAGAAAAAGAUGAACACAAAGUUACGACAGAAGUUGAAAAACGGUGCAAGAUUCUGCUGAUUAGAAAUAUUGAUAUGGGACCAAAUACAGUAGAAUCACAAUUGAGAACAAUAUUACAAUGGAUUGCUGCCUCGGAGUGUGAUAUAUUGGAGCUCUGCUUUCAUGAGAAUGCCAUAAAAGACCUUUUACUUCUUUACAGGCGAAUCCAAGAAAAGGGCUGGAAAACUAGUGACCUCUUGCAAGCCGUUCUUCAGUACUGUGAAAGCUCAGAGAUGUCCUCAAAUCUCCCAAGUCCAUUGUUUAGCUGGCUUUUGGAAAUUGUUUAACGAGCACUUUAUAGAUUAGACUUACUGGAAAAUAUAAAAGGAUAUCUGUGAAUAUAUCUGCAAAAGGCGAUUUGAACUGACAGAUUUAUAAAUACGCAGUAUAAUGCUGUAGCUUUGCAUUGUGGCAUUUGUGUGCACAAACUUACAUAUGUGAUUGAUGCAUAUCUUUGUGGUUGGUACCAAGAUGUUUUAAGUAAUUGUGCUGUUCUUGCAUAAAGUGAAGACAUAUAUUGGCGCUAAUAUCAAUUGGAAGGCACUGCUUUUAGCAUCACAUAUCACUAUGAAAAUGUUCUUAAUUUUUAAACCCAAGUUUAUUGUUGCAUCACCCUUAAUGCUGUUUUCCCAAUUUCAUUAAACCUUAAGGGAAAGAAAAAAGGAAACUGCCAUUGCUUAUCUCUCCUGACUUACUAGUCUGCAUACUACAGAUCGGUGACUCAGAACGAAAUAAGGCCAGAGACAACCAGACAAUUGGUAUUCUUCAAAGGUCUGGUAUUUGUCUUUAUAAUAGGGAAAUUCCUAUACAGGGGCACUUGUGCUGACUGUUGGUAUUGGCCUUCAAUGACCAGCUGUCUUGAGGCCAAUUGAGAGCAACUACAAGGUAGCCAUAAGGUGCUGAACUGCAGAAAGCAAUCUUUGUGAAAAUUGUAAUUCCUUUUUCAAGUGCUUUUAUUAUUUAUAACAUCCACUACUGUGCUGUAUUUAAUGUCCUUUUCAUUGUGUUGAUUCCAACUGCUUUUUUAAUUGGACCUUUUAACGGAGGCCACACUACUCAUGGGGACCUCCUGAAGCUCUAGGCAGCUUGUGCUUAAGAAUACUCUUGUGUUCUAGCUGGCUUGCAAAUAUACUUGUAUUUGGUCACCAGCAAUGACAAUGUAAAUGUCCUUUUCAAAGUGAAUGCCUCUCAUGCAUAUUUAAAAGGCAGUUUAAGCCAGAGUUUGAGCUAGGGGUUUUUUCAUAGCAUUUCUCAAAGAGCAAUACAUAAAAGUGACCAGAUAUCUGCUUUUUCAACUGUUUAUUUUAAGCAAGUCUAGUCAGCAGCAAAGUACUGUAAGAAAAUGCAUUAUUUCCUAUAUGGGUGGUUCGCAUUUUCAUGCUGCAGUUGAAUGUUUUUAUUAGUCUAUAACACCCCCCCCCCCCCCCCAAUACUACAUGUGCAUAUUGGGCUCCUAAUCCCCACUGCUACAUCAAGAACUGCACUAUGCUGCCUGAUGAAAUGUAUAGAAUGGUUAAUACCAGGUGUAUAAGGUCUUAUUAUUGGUCAAUUAAUGGCCAAUCCUUGCAUGUAUGUCUCACCCAAGACCAACUUCCUGAUUGGCUAUAGAUGGCACAUAACAGUAUAUGCUCAAUUCACAAACCUGUAUUUCUCUUGUUCUAGGUGUUUUAUUUGAAGUAACACAUCACAACAGAAGUACAUCCUCUAAAUGCACUUUCUGAUGAAUAAGCGUACUCUGUUAUCUAAAAAAAAAAAAGGCUGCUGUAUGAGAGAUAUUCCUACAAUACAUUCCUUGAUACUGUUAGCAACCAGUCAGAAUCCUUGUUUAAUCUGUAAUCCUGCACUGCAGAAAUUGACAGUUGGAAUCUGACCGGUUGCUAUAGGUAAGCAGAAGUGUUCUUGUCAGCAAAGCAUACAAAAGCCUCACAAAGUUUACUGUGGAGCGUCACAUUAAAGGAAGGAAAAUAAGCUCAUAUUAUGGUGUGUUUCCUUGUACUACUAAUAUAUUAUGAAUCUGGCAACAUUUUAAAUACAUUUCAGUGAUGAAAUCUAAAUAAAUAGUUUCUCAUACCAGGUAAGCAGUGCCUAAGAUAUGUCUAUAGUACAGAUAAGAAAUAUUUGUAAUCAAAUAAACCUGUACACGCUUUUAUAUCAACUUACACUUUCCACAUUGUAUCCAGAAUUCACAGAUUAAUAUAAAAAAUAAACUCAUUCCUUUUUCCAUUCAACUUAGAAUUUUACAGGGUACAUUCACUUAAAACUACAGGGUUUUGUGAUAAAAAAAAAA